UCAUGACAGUGAACGCACCAUCACAAUCCCGAUCCCGAUUCUCCAUCUUCCUCAAACCAGGCAAGGGACCAACCUGCGUCUGUCACCCACCGUAACAUUUUCCCGCUGACAUACACUCCACCAGACUUUAAAGGACCACAGUCAUGACGGACUCCAAAUAUUUCACAACAAACAAAAAAGGGGAGAUCUUUGAGCUGAAGGCAGAGCUGAACAAUGAGAAGAAGGAGAAGAGAAAAGAGGCAGUCAAGAAGGUCAUCGCUGCCAUGACUGUUGGCAAGGAUGUCAGUUCUUUAUUCCCAGAUGUGGUGAACUGCAUGCAGACCGACAACCUGGAGCUGAAGAAGUUGGUCUACCUUUACUUGAUGAAUUACGCCAAGAGCCAGCCUGACAUGGCCAUCAUGGCUGUCAACAGCUUCGUCAAGGACUGUGAGGACCCCAACCCUCUGAUCCGAGCUCUGGCCGUCCGCACCAUGGGCUGUAUCCGGGUGGACAAGAUCACCGAGUACCUGUGCGAGCCGCUGAGGAAGUGCCUGAAGGAUGAGGACCCGUACGUGAGGAAGACGGCGGCUGUUUGCGUGGCUAAACUUCAUGACAUCAAUGCCCAGAUGGUGGAGGACCAAGGCUUCCUGGACUCCCUGAGAGACCUCAUUGCUGACUCCAAUCCCAUGGUUGUGGCCAACGCAGUCGCUGCCCUGUCUGAGAUCAGCGAGUCUCACCCCAACAGCAACCUGCUGGACCUCAAUCCCCAGAACAUCAACAAGCUGCUGACGGCGCUCAACGAGUGCACAGAGUGGGGACAGAUCUUCAUCCUGGACUGUUUGUCCAACUACAACCCCAAGGAUGAGCGCGAGGCCCAAAGUUGGACGUGUCUGAACCACCUCAACUGA
Messenger RNA from Epinephelus moara (kelp grouper), 887 nucleotides. It is a transcript of the gene ap2b1, whose product is annotated as adaptor related protein complex 2 subunit beta 1. Bases 144 to 887 code for a protein of 247 amino acids. Gene Ontology annotation, biological process: vesicle-mediated transport; intracellular protein transport. The record is from RefSeq and is a predicted model, not a curated record. Lineage: Eukaryota; Metazoa; Chordata; Actinopteri; Perciformes; Serranidae. The transcript has 7 exons. Gene Ontology annotation, molecular function: protein binding. Gene Ontology annotation, cellular component: membrane coat.